Molecule: messenger RNA, 843 nt
Organism: Pipistrellus nathusii (Nathusius's pipistrelle)
Lineage: Eukaryota; Metazoa; Chordata; Mammalia; Chiroptera; Vespertilionidae
Source: the annotation of a GenBank genome assembly
AUGGCAGACCCCGGCCCCGCGGCGGGCGCAGCCGGGGCCUCGCACCCGGGCCUGGCGGAGGUGGCCUCGGCCUACCAGCACUUCGAGCCCCGCGCCUACCUCCGCAACAACUACGCGCCCCCGCGGGGCGACCUGAGCCGCCCGGACGGCGUGGGGCCCUGGAAGCUGGGCUGCCUGGCAAGGACCUUCGCCACCGGUGAGGUGUCCGGGCGCACCCUCAUCGACAUCGGUUCGGGCCCCACCAUAUACCAGCUGCUCAGCGCCUGCGCCCACUUCGAGGACAUCACCAUGACCGACUUCCUGGAGGUGAACCGCCGGGAGCUGGGGCUCUGGCUGCGGGAAGAGCCAGGGGCCUUCGACUGGAGCGUGUACAGCCAGCACGUCUGCCUCAUUGAGGACAAGGGGGAGUCGUGGCAGGAGAAGGAGCGCCAGCUGCGAGCGAGGGUGAAGCGCAUCCUCCCGGUGGAUGUGCACCAGCCCCAGCCCCUGGGCGCGGGGAGCGGGGCGCCCCUGCCCGCCGACGCCCUGGUCUCCACCUUCUGCCUGGAGGCCGUGAGCCCGGACCUGGCCAGCUUCCAGCGGGCCCUGGGCCACGUCACCUCGCUGCUGAGGCCCGGGGGGCACCUCCUGCUCAUCGGGGCCCUGGAGGAGUCCUGGUACCUGGCCGGGGAGGCCAGGCUGGCGGUGGUGCCCCUGAGGGAGGAGGACGUGAGGGAGGCCCUGGUGCGUGGCGGCUACCAGGUGCGCGACCUCCGCACCUACACCAUGCCCGCCCACCUCCGCACGGACGUGGACGAUGUCAAGGGCAUCUUCUUUGCCUGGGCCCAGAAGGCGGGCGAGUGA